Cetraspora pellucida is the source of this 348-nucleotide messenger RNA. The record is from the annotation of a GenBank genome assembly. Lineage: Eukaryota; Fungi; Glomeromycota; Glomeromycetes; Diversisporales; Gigasporaceae.
AUGAUUAAACUGAUUGCAUUGAAUCAACUUGAACGUUAUAAAAAAGAUUUAACAGAAGAAGAAUUACAGGCAUGUGCUAAUAUAACAACUAUUCCAAUUGAUUUAUCCUUACAAGAUAUAUUUAACACAAAUAAUAUAUUCAAUGAUAAUGAGCCUUAUAUUACAAAUCAGAAUAUUCCUACUUCUGUUUUUACUCCAGUGAAUUCUGAUACAUUUAUAACUUCUGAGACAAAACUUAAUGUCGAAGAUAUAGCAAAUCUCGCUUUGUCUUUUUUUUUUUUAAUUUUAAUAACAUGGUAUCGCAUUAUAAAAAUUUUAAAUUACAAUCGAGAACAACAUCAAGCAUAG